GCCGGGGCGGGAUCACGUGACAGCUAAGAUGGCGGCGUCCUUCGUGCCGCUGCUGGCGCUGUGUCUGCUGCUGGCUCUGCCGCUGCUGCUGCUGGGUGGAUGGAAGCGCUGGCGGCGGGGACACGCCGCCCGACACGUGGUCGUGGUGGUGCUGGGCGACGUGGGCCGCAGUCCUCGCAUGCAGUACCACGCGCUGUCGCUAGCCAAGCACGGUUUCUCCGUAACGCUGCUGGGCUUCUGCAACUCCAGGCCCCGCGCCGAGCUCUUGCGCAGUGACAAGAUUGAGAUUGUGAAGUUGUCAGAACCACCGCGGCUUGCAGUGGGGUCCCGCAUUCUGCAGUAUGGGAUCACAGUGGUGUUUCAUGCCGUGCACUUGCUGUGGAUGCUGAUGCGCACGGAGCCGGCUGCCUACAUCUUUCUCCAGAACCCCCCAGGCCUUCCUGGCAUUGCUGUCUGCUGGCUUGCAAGCUGCUUUUGUGGGAGCAAGCUCGUCGUCGACUGGCACAACUAUGGCUACUCCAUCAUGGGCCUGGUGCAUGGCCCCAGCCAUCCCAUUGUUCUGUUGGCCAAAUGGUACGAGAGGUUCUUCGGGCGCCUGACCCAUCUGAACCUGUGUGUGACCAACGCCAUGCAGGCGGACCUGGCAGAGAACUGGCACAUCAAAGCUGUGACUGUCUAUGACAAGCCGGCAUCAUUCUUUAAAGAGACGCCACUGGACCUGCAGCAUGAACUGUUCCUGAAGUUGGGCCGCACCUACCCACCCUUCAGGGCCCGCUCGGAGCCCUCGGACCCAGCUGUAGAGAGAUCAGCCUUCACAGAACGGGAUCCUCGGAGCGGGACGGUGACGCAUCUGCGCGGCCGACCAGCCCUGCUGGUUAGCAGCACAAGCUGGACAGAGGACGAGGACUUCUCCAUCCUGCUGGCUGCCUUAGAAAAAUUUGAACAGCUGAGUCUCCAUGGAGACAGCCUUCCUCCUCUAGUGUGCGUGAUAACAGGCAAAGGGCCCCUGAAGGAGUACUACAGCCGCCUGCUGGGCCAGCGGAGUUUCCAGCACAUCCAGGUGUGCACCCCGUGGCUGGAGGCUGAGGACUACCCACUGCUCCUGGGCUCAGCUGACCUGGGUGUGUGUCUGCACAAGUCCUCCAGUGGCCUGGACCUGCCCAUGAAGGUGGUGGACAUGUUUGGUUGUUGCCUGCCUGUGUGUGCAGUGACCUUCAAAUGUUUACAUGAGCUUGUGAAGCACGAGGAGAAUGGCCUGGUCUUCGAGGACUCAGAUGAACUGGCUGCUCAGUUUCAGAUGCUUUUCUCAGAGUUCCCAGAUCCUGUCAGCAAGCUGAACCUGUUCCGGAAGAACCUCCGGGAAUCGCAGCAGCUGCGGUGGGAUGAGAGCUGGGAGCGAACUGUGCUGCCCCUGCUGAUGGACACCUGACCCCUGCUCUCUGACCUGCCAGUGGCUGGGAGGCAGGAGGACAGCAGCGCAAGUUGCCAUUCUAGCAACAGGAUCCAUAGAGGACCUCUGGCCUCUCAUUUCUCCUGUCCCUGCCUGCUUGCUUCUGCACAUGUCAGCACAGUGCCCUCUGCCCCAUCAUGUUCUUUGCGUUCUGACUCCUCCAGCACCGUGCUGUGCUGAGGUCCGGGAAGACCAAACUCAACAGGCAUCUUCGUGUACACGUAGAAAUGCUGAUGGCUGAGCCGUGCCCCCUUCUGCUCAGGGUGGUUCUCCCAGCUGCAGGGGCACAGCUGCAGUUCCUGGUUUGCAGCUGGACCUUCCCCCUCUGUAGCCCA
Messenger RNA from Ochotona princeps (American pika), 1785 nucleotides. RefSeq names its product ALG1 chitobiosyldiphosphodolichol beta-mannosyltransferase (gene ALG1). Lineage: Eukaryota; Metazoa; Chordata; Mammalia; Lagomorpha; Ochotonidae. Gene Ontology annotation, molecular function: mannosyltransferase activity. The transcript has 13 exons. The record is from RefSeq and is a predicted model, not a curated record. Gene Ontology annotation, cellular component: endoplasmic reticulum. The coding region runs from base 29 to 1429 and encodes 466 amino acids.